Messenger RNA from Phalaenopsis equestris, 1009 nucleotides. RefSeq names its product RING-H2 finger protein ATL2-like. Lineage: Eukaryota; Viridiplantae; Streptophyta; Magnoliopsida; Asparagales; Orchidaceae. Gene Ontology annotation, biological process: protein ubiquitination. The coding region runs from base 76 to 843 and encodes 255 amino acids. The record is from RefSeq and is a predicted model, not a curated record. The transcript has a single exon.
CCCGUUUUCCGCUCUCUCUCCCCAAUCCCCACUCUGCUACCUUGACAAAACUAGCGCAGACAGGACAGCGAAGAAAUGGACCCUAAUCCUUAUCCCCACAGCGUCCGGAAAACCUCCGCCGGGGGCGGCGGCGGAGUUCCUUCGCCUCACAGCUACGCCCUCAGCGGCAAAAUCAUGCUCAGCGCCAUCGUAAUCCUCUUCUCCAUCAUCCUCCUCAUCCUCUUCCUCCACUUCUACGUCCGCUGGCACGUUAUCCGCCGCGCAACCAGCCGCGCCAGGCGCCGCCGCCGACGUUUCAUUUUUGCCGGAGAAAACCAGUCUCCGGCCUCCAACCGCGCAAUAGAUCCCGCCAUCCUCAAAUCCCUUCCUAUCCUCCUCUUCUCCCCUAGCGCCGGCGAUGACGGCGAGCUCGACGAAUGCGAUUGCGCAGUUUGCCUCAACGAAUUCGAAGACGGCCAGAAGAUCCGCAAACUCCCGGUAUGCGGCCAUAGUUUCCACAUCGAUUGCAUCGAUAUGUGGUUUUCGUCUCACUCCAAUUGCCCCCUCUGCCGCGCCGUCGUCGAGGCGGUGCCAUCGGUAUCGGAUUUGUGCUCGUUGUGCCUGCAGAGGGAAGGAAUCGGUUCGUCUUCCUCCGAUUCCGGCGAAGGUGAAGUCGCGAUCGAGGUUCCGCAGGGAGGAAUCGAGCGUUUGAGCGGAGAUGCCGAGGGGCUAGGGUUAGGGCAGGCUCUAAAGUGGCCCAUCAACCGGAUCGUCUUGCUUCGUCGAUUUCUCUGCGUAUCGGGAACUAUGCCGGAUAUCGAACGCGGCGAAGGGGCGGCGCCACCACCUUCUCCGGCGGUGUAAUGGAGCACAGGCGUGAAUCAAGGGGUGUGAUUACUGUAAAUUACCUGUGUAAAGAUUCUUUUUUCAGUGUUGUAAAGUUCUUGUUUUUUUGUGUCGGAGGUCGCAACACUAGCCAGUUAAUUGACAGAGGAAGCUUCUGUGUUCUGCUCUUAGUGAAGUGUGGAAU